Messenger RNA from Corticium candelabrum, 3339 nucleotides. Its product is annotated as protein sel-1 homolog 3-like. The transcript is spliced from 24 exons. The record is from RefSeq and is a predicted model, not a curated record. Gene Ontology annotation, molecular function: protein binding. Lineage: Eukaryota; Metazoa; Porifera; Homoscleromorpha; Homosclerophorida; Plakinidae. The coding region runs from base 53 to 3205 and encodes 1050 amino acids.
UCUAUUUUUUUUUAUCAUUUGGAAUAUAGUCUGAGCGGCGUUUCGCCGUGUCAUGCGUCUGUGGAAGUGGAAUGUCUUUCUGUUUCAGCUAGCGCUUGUCGUUUGUCAAAACGACGACGAAUCUGUAGAUUACAUCAAGUUAUCUCGCACUUCCCCUCUCAAACCGACGGAACUACGUCCACAUGUUGUUGUGAAUGUUGCCACAUACAGUCGAACGCGCAUCGUGGCGAUAGACGUAUCGACCGCGGGACGGCAGCAAGUGGCGAAGCGAAUUUUGAGAGUCGAAUUAGAGAGCGAGAGGCAGGAAUUGACGGUCGACAUCGCUCUGUCGUCUCAGUCAUUGUGGGAAACGUACAGAAGAGGCUGGAGAUUGGAGAUUUGUGCAGCACUGUUAAGUGGAGACGACGAAACAACAAUAAACGAUGAAACGACGAUAGAUGAUGACCAUUCCUACGUUGAUCAUGAGAGCUCCUCUCUAGACUCUUGGGCAGAUGAUGUUGGGUACGUUACUAAGGAGUUGUCGGAAAGUGAUUGGCGUCAGACGCUCAGUCACGACGAGCUGUUGGAAUUAAGCGUAGAUUCCGACUGCCACGUGAUUGGAAGUGUGCACAGGAGGGAUGUUUUCUGCUGGAACUGGCUGUCGGCAUGGAGACAUAAACUAGAGUCGACGUGUCAUAACGGAAAUGGUACUGCACACAUAUUGGACUUCCCAAUUGCACUGACUGGUGGUAGGAUAGGAUUGAAAAGGCAGCCGACUUUAUGGCAACCUCAUGACGACUACUUGAUGGAGUUUCCAAUGACAGAGCCUCAAUUCACGUUGUCUUUAUGGCUGUACGUAAGUCGUCCUUGCGACAGCUCACUCUGUGCUGUCUUGAUUCGACCACACAAGACACUGUAUCACUCACCCAGUCUCUUUUUUCAGUUUAAUGGAAUUCUACUUAUACAGUUUGUAUUGGUUGAUGGCACAGCAAAAAUCUAUUCUCUACCAUGGGUUCUGCCGUCUGCCGAAUGGCUUCAUGUCACCGUGGCAGUACAUGCCUUCAAUGUUCAAGUGUGUGUUUGGUGUAUGUCUGUGUCUGGAGUUAGAUGUUACGAUAUCAGUUUCAAUGAUCCGUUCCGGUAUGACGAUUCGAUUCCUUGGGUGAUCGGCGGUGCCACCUCACAUCAAAGCGUUUAUGGCAUCGUCGCAAAGGCGACACUAUAUCGUGGCCUACAGGUGACAAGAAAGCAUUUGCCCAUGUCUGACCAAGUGCCCAGUUGGCUCACGGUGACCAAACUUGAGCAGAACUGCUCUAGACUAAAGCAAGAAGUCCGACUACUACAGCAAUAUGCAGUGGGGCAAGGCACAAAAGUGGGAUCUUCGUGUUCUCUCGCCAAGUAUCUUUCGAUUGUGUUUAAGUCUCAUAUCUUGAACGACAGACAAUGUCACAUGUGGUCUGCAGAAGCGGCUCGCAUGGCUCUCACCACACUCCAACGCCGUCUUCGUUUGAAUCACAGCGAAGUCUACUCUCUCGUACAUUCCGAUAGCAUUCCGCAACAUUUGAUGACCAACUUUCAGACUGACAUGGAAAAAGUACUAGGAGGACAGUCGGUGGCUUUCGAUCUCUCACUGUAUGCUACGUAUGCUGGAUGCUUCAACACACCGGAUGCAUUUUUUGUUGCGGGUAUUUUGCAUCUUAUCGGACAUAUCAAGGUUCCCGACCAACUACAAGGCGUAUCGUUGCUAUUGGCGGCCGCCGCUCAAGGUUCGGUCUUGUCACAGCUUGCAUUGGGAUAUCGACAUCGAUUUGGGAAGGAUGGCUUACCGAAGAGCUGCCCGAUUGCGUUAAAUUAUUAUGUAACGGUUGCAAGAGAUGCAGUCGGAGCUCUACAGGGUGGCGAUGAGACCAAGGUACUGACGGAAUCCAUCAGACUAUCGGAACCAGAAACACUAGAUGGUCAAGGCGGUGAGAGGGACGACGUCAUUCAGUAUUUGCUGUUUGAAGCUGCCAAUGGAAAUCCUAUAGCUCAGGUCAACUUGGGUCGUAUGCACUAUUGGGGCCAGCAGGGACUGAGACGCGACUUCAAUCAGGCGUUUCACCAUUACGCACGAGCGGCGGCAGCCGGUCUUCCCGACGCUCACUACAACCUCGCCAUCAUGUACUUGAAGGGCCAGGGAACGCAGCAGGACAAUGAAACUGCCCUCAAACAUUUGGAAAUCGCCGCAGAACAGGGUGUUGUCGCUGCUCUCAAUGGACUUGGCUACUUUCAUCUCAAUUUGAUUGAGCCGCCCAACGUCACUGCGGCCGUACAAUACUUCGAGAAGGCGUAUCUUCUCGGAGACCACGAUGCCGCUUACAACCUCGGAGUCGUCUACUACAACGGCAUCUGGCAGCAAUAUUCCAACAAGUCGAUGGCUGCGAUGUAUUGGCGUUCGGCAGCAAAACGUGGCAACCCCGGUGCGACGUACCAGAUGGCUUUAUUGUCCGAGACGUGCUCCGAAGCAUUGGGAUAUGGUGUUGCCAUCGCUGAGCACCACAGUGACAUCGGACGUGUCCUCAAGGCCGGAGUUGCAUCGUAUUUGAACGACUCCGUUUUCGAUGCAGCAAUCCACUACAUUCAGGCAGCUGAAGUGGGUGUAGAACUGGCUGCUUUCAAUGUAGCAUGGCUCAUGGAGACGUCUCCGGAUCUGCAGUCAAGUGUUGCAUCGAAUUUUACUUAUCGAUAUUAUGGGCAAUCGGCUCUUCUCAACUACUCGUCGUCUGUUGUUCGAGUCGGAGAUAGUUACUGGGUUGGAGAAUGGGCUGACGAGGACAAGCAACAUGCUAUUUUGUAUUACUCUCGAGCAGCUCAUCUAGGAAACGGACAGGGUACUUUCAAUCUGGGCUACAUUGUUCAGAUGGGUCUAUGGCCGGUAGAGCGAGAGUGGGUCGAGUUUGACGGCCUGUCGCUCGGUGUCCGUAUAAGAGGCAACCUAACUCUUGCUGCUCAGCUGUAUGAUCUGUGUUGGACACAGGAUUCGUACAGUCGACUUCCCUGUUUCCUGGCCGGUCUGUACGUGCGGAUGUUUAUCCUACGAGAUGGGAUGCUGACUCGGAUGUGGCCGUUGUCUCCCAUCACAACCGUGUUGUGGCAAAAUUUGUACCUCGUUGCUGCUGUUUCGGGCUGCAUUUUGGGCUUGAUUCUUCGUUUAGAAGUGACACGGCGUGUCCAACAUGGACAUUAGACGUAGUAGUCAUUAUCAAUAAUUAUUAUGGAGUAGUGUAUAGUGAAUCGAAUCGAAUAUAGACUUGAAUACUGCUACAUCGAUAGUGUGCAUGAAACUCAGUAAUAGGCUGAACCUGUGUGUGUGUGUGUGUG